UAUUCUCCACUGGUAAAUCUACAAUAAGGCUCGUGUGGCUGCAGCAGGGUUUAAGCCGGGCAGGGGAAGAAAAUGGGUGCGCGCUGCAACUUCUGGCUUCCCAAAAAGAAGAGAUUUUGCGCAAACACCCCUCUCGGUGAUUCACAGUUUUGCGGAAACCAUACUCAAAGAUCUGAUGGACAAUGGAUUCCUUGCCCUAUCCACCCUUCUCACUCUGUGCUGGAAGAGAAUCUCCAAAGUCACCUUAAGAGGUGUCCCUUUUUCAAACAAGCUCAAUCUUUAUCGCUUCAGCCUUUUUACAAAGAGGGCAUCAAUACUGGAAAAGAAGAAGAAGGGGAACAGAACUUUAGUUCAGAGAUGAAGAGAAAUGCUGUUCAUGCAAUGACCCUUAUUCAGUUCUCCCAAUUGAUCAACAAAAUCAAGUCUGUUCAUGCUUCAAUAUGUAACGACAUUCGUGAUUCUUUCAAGAUUCCACAAGCUUGUGACAUUUGGACUAAUCGACAAGUCGACCGGGGUUUACCAUUUCAAGAAAAACAUGUAAUGCAGCAAGCCUCAAUUCUGGGGAAUCUAGAAGAAUUAGGUGUUCUGAAAAGUUGUGGGGAUGAUGAUGAUGAUGAUGUUCCUGCAGUUGUUGAAUUUGGAGCAGGAAGAGGGUACUUGACGCAAGUUCUGGCGGAUUGUUACAGGAUUAAGAAGAUUUUAUUGGUUGAACGAAAAUCAUACAAGCUCAAGGCUGAUCGGAGUCUACGACAGAAAGAGAGUGUUACGCUAGAGCGGUUGAGAAUAGACAUUGAGGACCUAAAAUUGAAUGCUGUUGAGAGUUUACAAGGAGUUCCUUAUCUAGCAACUGGCAAACAUCUUUGUGGACCUGCUACAGAUAUGACUUUAAGAUGUUGCAUCAGCAAACAAUGCGAUCAACAUAAUGAUGCUCCUUCUGAAUUGAGUUGCCACCUGAUUGGCCUAGCUAUAGCUACUUGCUGCCAUCAUCUUUGUCAGUGGAAGCAUUACAUAAAUAAGCGAUACAUGUUGGAUUUGGGAAUCGGUAAGGAUGAUUUCAAUGCCAUAACAUGGUUUACCAGCUGGGCCGUUGAUGCUGAUCAUGGUUCAAAUCUUGGUGGCACUGAUUGGUCUUUUGAUCUACAGAUCAGGGAAAACGAGCAUGUAGAAUCAGGUCUAAAUACAUAUGAUGAAGUCAAAGACAUGGUGAAGAAUAUGAAGGCUGUGGAUAGAGCCGUUGUAGGAUUGAUGUGCAAGGAUAUAGUAGAUGUUGGGAGGUUUAUGUGGCUCAAGGAACAUGGACUUGAAUGUGAGCUUGUCAAGUAUGUCCCGUCAAAUAUCUCUCCAGAAAACCGUCUGUUGGUUGCUAAGCAGAAAAGUUGAGUGUUAACGCGCUGCUGCACACCAUAUCCUCAGAUACUUAGGUUUCUCAGUCCUGUAACUCUAAUCCACAAUUUGAUUAUGUGUUCUGGAUAUUAGCUCCUUUCAGUAGAUGUGUCUUAGAGGCUCAUAUUGUUUUGAUAUUUUGUCCCAGUUUAGGCAAAAGAAAAAACAUGCAAUUCUUUUGUUGUUUAGAUGGAGGACCAAAGCCAGUACUCCUGAAAUCGUGCCCUAGUGCUAACGGACAAGGCUAAAUGUGAGUGUCCAAUUCAUAA
Molecule: messenger RNA, 1652 nt
Organism: Lycium barbarum (goji berry)
Lineage: Eukaryota; Viridiplantae; Streptophyta; Magnoliopsida; Solanales; Solanaceae
Exons: 9
Coding region: 73-1380 (435 amino acids)
Biological process (GO): tRNA methylation
Source: RefSeq, a predicted model, not a curated record